This is a messenger RNA of Ostertagia ostertagi, 294 nucleotides long. The record is from the annotation of a GenBank genome assembly. NCBI's taxonomy places the organism in Eukaryota, Metazoa, Nematoda, Chromadorea, Rhabditida, Trichostrongylidae.
AUGUUGUUUAGGCUGAGACCACUGAAAGGAGUAACUUUGCCCAAAAUACUAACGAGACAUUCUACAUAUCUGGGUGGACUCAUGCGUGAUGCUCGAAAGAAGAUUCUCAGAAAUUUCCACGAGGUAGCUGUCUUAUCGCCAGUGUUCAUUACACCACUGAAGGAUGGAGUGACGCCUGCGUUCCAGUUCACUUACAAUCCACCAGUUAAUAAGUUUCUUGGUGGGAAGCGCAAUCCGCUCCUUUUCACAUAUCUCGCAGUAAAUCGUCAACUGGUUAGCAAAAUAAGUACGGAG